GGAUUUUUAAUGUGUUAUGUUAAUGGGUCAUUGUUACUUUCUUAAUUUUCUAAUUUCACAUGGUAUUGCUUGAUGUUGGUGCAUUUACAGUAUGUAUCUGGGUUUGUGAAUAAUCAUACUUCAGUGUUUUUUUUAGGGUGUUGUGUUGUGGGGAAGGGUGUUGGUGUUUGUAGCGCGGCGGAGUGGAGGAGUUGUGUAGUUUGAUUUGGACUUUGGUGUUAAAGUUGUGUUCCUCUUGGACCCUCCUUAAUAGUGAUUGAUGAGGCGUGCUCUAGUCGCUUGAAAUGGCAUACUGGUUGCUUUAAUUUCAUGAAAUUGAAAGGAAACAGAAGACUUAAGUUCAUGGAGCAAUUAUUUCCUACUUAGGAUCAUAAUUUUAAUCAUUAUUUCUGGUGAUAGUGUUACCAGCUAAAGUGAUGAAGUACAACCAGGAGAAGAUUGUCAGGUUUCAGGACUGGGUUCCUCAGAAAAGUGCUGAUGGGCAGUUUUACGUGCAAGAUGACAUUCGAUUUGGCAAUUUUAGAAGGGCAAUAGGCUCGAUCUCUCAUAGGUUCAAAAGAGGAUGCAGUUCCUUUCCUCAACGUUUUAAAUGGAUCAGCAAAUCUCUCAGUGGCAGUUCUUUACGUGAGUCAUGGCCUAAAAAGAAAGUGCUAGAUCCACAAGGCGCCUUUCUUCAGAAAUGGAAUAAGAUAUUUGUAUUAUCCUGUUUUAUUGCAGUAUCAAUAGAUCCUUUAUUCUUCUACAUCCCUGUGGUUAAUGGCGAUAAAAAAUGCCUGGAUUUGGACCAUAAGUUAGAGAUAACAGCCAGCGUUUUGCGGUCCUUCACUGAUAUUUUUUACUUGCUUCAUAUCAUCUUUCAAUUUCGAACUGGUUUUAUUGCUCCCUCUUCUCGGGUAUUUGGCAGAGGGGUUUUAGUUGAAGAUGCUAAGGCAAUUGCAAAAAGAUAUCUUUCUUCAUACUUCUGGAUUGACAUUCUUGCUGUACUUCCCUUACCACAGGUGGCAAUCUUAAUUAUCAUACCCAAAUUGGGAGGCUUCAGAUCAGCAAACACAAAAAACUUGCUAAAGUUUAUUGUAGUCUUUCAGUAUGUUCCAAGGAUUCUUAGAGUUUUCCCACUAUACAAAGAAGUUACUAGAACCUCUGGCAUCUUGACUGAAACAGCAUGGGCUAGUGCGGCCUUUAAUCUCUUGCUUUACAUGCUUGCAAGUCAUGUAGUUGGUGCUUUUUGGUACUUAUUUUCUAUUGAACGGGAAACUACUUGCUGGAAAAAAGCCUGUAGAAAGCUCCAACUAUCUCAUUGUGAUAUUGGUUCUUUAUAUUGUGGCGUGGGUUCUGGAAAUAACACUUAUUUGAAUGAGUACUGCUCUAUCGACCCUGAUAAACCAGGUCCCUUUGAUUUUGGAAUGUUUCUUAAUGCCCUUACAUCUGGUGUAGUGGAGACAAAGGAUUUCCCAAAGAAAUUCCUAUUCUGUUUCUGGUGGGGCCUGCAAAAUUUGAGCUCACUUGGUCAAAACCUUCAAACAAGUACCUAUAUCUGGGAGAAUUGCUUUGCCAUUUUGAUUGCCAUAGCUGGUCUGGUGCUGUUUGCAUUUCUUAUUGGAAAUAUGCAGACGUAUUUGCAAUCUAUAACAACACGACUAGAGGAAAUGAGAGUGAAAAAGCGAGAUGCAGAGCAGUGGAUGUCACACCGUCUUCUCCCUCAGGAUUUAAGGGAUAGGAUCAGGCGGUAUGAACAAUACAAGUGGCAAGAAACAAGAGGUGUGGAUGAAGAGAGGUUAAUCCAGAACCUUCCAAAGGAUUUACGGAGGGACAUUAAGCGUCACCUUUGCUUGGAUCUGGUUACUAGAGUUCCAAUGUUUGAGAAAAUGGACGAUCAGCUGCUGGAUGCAAUGUGUGACUUCCUCAAGCCAGUGCUUUAUACAGAAGAUAGUUAUGUCAUCCGGGAAGGAGACCCAGUGGAUGCAAUGGUCUUUGUUAUGCGUGGCAAACUGCUAACUAUAACUACUAAUGGCGGACGAACAGGGUUUUUUAAUUCUGAAUAUUUGAAAGCUGGUGAUUUCUGUGGUGAGGAACUACUCACCUGGGCCCUAGACCCUAGCCCAUCAUCCAACUUGCCUCUUUCAACUCGAACGGUCCAGACCCUUACAGAAGUUGAAGCUUUUGCUUUAAUGGCUGAAGACUUGAAAUUUGUGGCCUCUCAAUUCCGAAGACUUCACAGCAAGCAACUUCGACACACUUUCAGGUUUUAUUCCCAACAGUGGAGGACUUGGGCGGCUUGCUUUAUACAGGCAGCCUGGAGGCGGUACCAUAGGAAGAAAAUGGAGCAGUCACUUAAGGAAGAGGAGGAUCGUUUACAAGAUGCAUUGGCAAGGGAAGCCGGUAGCUCCUCACCAAGUUUGGGUGCUACAAUUUAUGCCUCAAGGUUUGCUGCAAAUGCACUUCGUGCUUUACGGAAAAAUGGGGCACGUAAAGCAAGGUUGCCAGAGAGAAUAUCACCCAUGCUACUUCAGAAGCCAACAGAGCCAGAUUUCUCAGUUGAAGAUCAGUAGGAAAAUGGAGUUGGAGGGAAGGGAGUCCAUACUAGUUAGUUUGCAUUGUUUGGUGGUGUAAAAUGGUGUAUUGAUGUUAGGACCAAUUCUAACACAUUGGUUGAGCUAAUCUGUGUAUAUUGUAUAUCUGUAUUUAAUCUACGUCGAUGUUUUGGUUAGCAAGCAGAGAAAGGUAUGGCUAAUGAAUCUGUAUAUAUUGUGCUAAUCUGCUUAUCAUGGAACUAACUACUGUGAUUAAUGACAUACUGACAACCAGUUGAAUUA
Chenopodium quinoa (quinoa) is the source of this 2813-nucleotide messenger RNA. Its product is annotated as cyclic nucleotide-gated ion channel 1-like. Bases 417 to 2549 code for a protein of 710 amino acids. Gene Ontology annotation, biological process: transmembrane transport; potassium ion transport. Gene Ontology annotation, molecular function: voltage-gated potassium channel activity. Gene Ontology annotation, cellular component: membrane. Lineage: Eukaryota; Viridiplantae; Streptophyta; Magnoliopsida; Caryophyllales; Amaranthaceae. The transcript is spliced from 8 exons. The record is from RefSeq and is a predicted model, not a curated record.